Molecule: messenger RNA, 1416 nt
Organism: Dendrobium catenatum
Lineage: Eukaryota; Viridiplantae; Streptophyta; Magnoliopsida; Asparagales; Orchidaceae
Exons: 4
Coding region: 82-1092 (336 amino acids)
Source: RefSeq, a predicted model, not a curated record
CUCUCUCUCUCCCUCUCUCUCCCAAUUUUCUCUCCUCUGCGCAAGGACCGAGCAGGGGGGAGGGAAACCCUAGAACCGGUGAUGGGGAAAUUGUUCUGCGAUACGGCGGUUGUCACCGAAGCCCUGAAGUCCCCUCCUCUACUCCUACCUUGGCCGGAUUCGUGCUUGCGGGAGGCGGGGUUGGGACCUGAAUCGGUUUCGAGCGGGGGGUGGGACGCAGUAAGAGGGCUUGAGGAACAGCAGCGGCGGAAACUGGAGAGGAUACACGCGAGGGGUAUUUACUGGAAGAAUCCUCAAGAAGGGGCGGUGGUGAAGGGGAUGGCGUUCAGGCUUUCUCACGGUGGCGAUGUGGAGGCGGAUGGGAAUUGCCUUUUUACCGCGGUGAGGCGGGCAAUGGGAAGCAAGGUUGGGGCCAGAGAGCUCAGGCUUAGGACGGCGAGACGGUUCUUGGAGGAACACGGAUCAAACGAUGGGUCGGGUAGAAACGCGUUCGAUGCUGCUAUCCGUCACCUCUAUUCGCCGGAUCUCGAAGCGGGAUGGGGAAUCCAUGUUGUUCAGGAGGUGAAGCUGCUCGCUAGGAAGGCGGAUCGCGAGGCGCUUGACUCUGCUAUCCAGGAACUUGUAGAUCUAGGUCUACAAAGGGAAGUAGCUGCUCAAUCUGUUUACAAAGAAAGAUGCAUCCCAGUAAAUGAUGGGCAGAGUUGGGCUAAAUACAUGUCCAUCUCGGGCUCCUCGGAGGAUGAAUAUGACAUUAUCACCCUACAAUAUACUGAGGAGGGCCUGUUAACUGUAGAUGAGAACAGAGAUGGCCAUGCCGCAGCUUUUGGAGAUGACAUAGCAAUUGAGAGCCUGGCCACAGAAUUUAAGCGUGAAAUCUUUGUGGUUCAAUCCCAUGGUUCUGAUGCAAUGGUUGAUGAAGAAAACUGCGUCUUCUUUUUCCCUCACCGACCUUGGGGAGAAAUUUGUGAAACUCCACUUUUCCUUUUCAUGAAAGGGACAGGUUGGUGUGGUGCUGGGGCCGAUCAUUACGAGCCCCUGUUGGCCAGUCCUAUGCCUCUUAUCUCCCAGGAAAAAGCCGCCGUUGUUCUUUAAAAGAUUAUUCAAUUAAUCUGAGCAAUUUUGUGAUUUAAAUUCUUUUUUCUCCCUUUCUUCGUGAAAUUAUUAAGAGUUAAUCCCGUCAUUUUUAAGGAUGGAAGGACUAUUAACGGCUGCUUAAUUAAAUAUUCUCCUUACCUUUAAUUUUCUGUUUCUGAUCGUAGACUUUUGCCUGAUCAGAGAAUCCAAACUGAUGAUUCAUUUGAUAUGAAAUAAAUCCAUAACAGUUUAUGAUGAUGAAAAUCUGAAGCAAUUGUUGAUUUACUUUGUCUGGAAAGAGUACAGUACAUGCUUGCAAUAUAAGUAAUUUGACAAUGUCCA